Messenger RNA from Zootermopsis nevadensis, 3606 nucleotides. The record is from RefSeq and is a predicted model, not a curated record. Lineage: Eukaryota; Metazoa; Arthropoda; Insecta; Blattodea; Termopsidae.
UGCGUGUCUUCGAUUAUGGUUGGUGUGAAAUUUGGUCUCUUUAACUGCAGGAAAGAACGUGCCCGUGAAUUUCAGGUGUCUUGGGAAAAUAUUUGGACCCAAAUACUGUGAAAUAACAGGAAGAUUGAAAUCAAAACUGAACGGUCACGCGAUGCUGGGCGGCCAGCUGGCGUCACCAGACACUGCACACGGUCUCCUGCCCCUCUCGAAGCGAACACCCCCUGGUUAUAAGCAGAUGCUGUUAAAUUAGCAACUGAUUUCUUUGCCUCGGCCGACGUCGUCAAAAUGAGGUUCGCCUGGGUGUUGCUUCUGGUAUUGGGCGCAUGCGCUGUUGUGUCAGCCGAAAAACAGGAUUUUCAGACUGACAUGUGGAAUUUGACCUCCCAUCGGUUCGUGAUCUAGACAACUGACUGACCGAGUGUUGCGUUCUCAAACCGUGGUUCGUGUUACAGCGGACGCGACCUUCCUGAAGCGACAGCUGCAGGUUCUGAACCUACUCCGCCACCUGAACCAGCCGCUCACAGACCCCGAACUCACCGCCUUCAAGGACUCGUUCAGCCCGCUGAACAACCUGAACAAAUUCAAGGACCCAGCUGCAGUCAGAGAUUUCGUGGAAUUGGUGACGACGGGCAAACUACUGGAACGCGACGCGAUCUUCAGUCUGUUCAACCCUCGCCACCGCGCGCAGAUGGUGGCGCUGUUCAAGGUCCUCCACGGCGCCGUCGACUAUGACACGUUCUUCAAGUCUGCCGUGUGGUCCCGAGACCUCACAAACCCUCGUCAGUUUCUGUACGCGUUCAGCGUCGCGGUUCUGCAUCGAGAGGACUGCAGGGGCGUGAUACUGCCCCCCGCGUACGAGGUCACACCACACAUGUUCCUCACGACGGACGUCGUCAGGAAGGCGUACCAAGCCAAGAUGACGAGGACGCCGAUGGUAAUCCCGAUGAGAUUCACGGGCUCCGUGAACAACCCGGAACAGCGGGUGGCGUACUUCGGCGAGGACGUGGGUAUGAACUCCCACCACAGUCACUGGCACAUGGACUUCCCGUUCUGGUGGAGGUCGGAGGAGUUUGGCGAGCAGAAGGACCGACAGGGCGAGCUAUUCUUCUACAUGCACCACCAGAUGGUCGCCAGAUUUGACGCCGAGCGCCUCUCGAACAACCUGCCGGUAGUGGAGCCUCUGGAGUGGGACCAGAAAAUCGUCGAGGGUUUUGCCCCCGGUGCGACGUAUGAGAACGGACAGGAAUUUCCGAUGCGACCCGAUAACAUGAACUUCGGGGAUUUGCCGUGGCUCACAAUCCAGGACAUGAAGAUUGUGGAAGGCCGGAUACGGGACGCCAUCGCCUCCGGCUUCGUCAAGACGACCGACGCUGGGCUCAUCAGUCUUAACAACACCGCCGGCAUCGACCUGUUGGGGGGACUGGUCGAAUCGUCGGCUCGCAGCGUCAACCCGAUGUUCUACGGUCAGCUGCACAACGACGGUCACGUGAUGCUGUCCAAGGUCACGGACCCUCAGCAGCGGUACGGAAUGCCGCCCGGGGUCAUGGAACACUUCGAGACGGCGACCCGGGACCCCGCGUUCUUCAGGCUGCACAAGCAUGUCGACAACCUUUUCAAGAUGCAUAAGGACCAGCUUCCGCCUUACGCUGCCUCCGAGCUGGAGUUCCCUGAAGUGACGAUAGAAGCCGUCAAAGUGAUAGGCACUUGCAAGGCUAGCACACCGAAUCAGUUGAUCACGUACUUCGAUGAGUCGCACAUCGACCUGAAGAACGCUGUCCACGCUGAGGACCAAAAGCAAGAAGUCGACAUCAAGGCAGUGGUAAGUAGAUUGAACCAUGAACCCUUCAAGUACGUCAUCACGAUCAACGCCAAGAAGCCAGUACGCGGCAUUGUCCGUGUCUUCCUUACACCAAAGUUCAACUGGUUCGGACAGCAGAUGCCCCUGGAUGUGUCCCGCUGGGGAUUUAUCGAGCUGGACCACUUCCCCGUCAGUCUUCAACACGGGGACAACGUCGUAACGCGCAGUUCUGCAGACUCGGCGGUUACCAUCCCAGAGCCACGAGGUUUCUCGCAACUCAUGGGCGAUGUGCAGAAAUCCAUCCGCGGCGAACAGGUGUUUACGUACGACAAGUAUUACCGCCAUUGUGGAUUCCCACAUCGUCUGCUGCUCCCUAAAGGAAAACCAGAAGGCAUGACGUACAAGCUGUACGUCGUGGUGACGGAUUACGACAAGGACAUCGUGACAGCCGGAAUGAAGCCGGAAGAAAUUGAGAGCCUGCCCUCUCUUGGGUACUGCGGCGUGAUGGACGGUAAGAUUCCGGACGGCAAGCCUAUGGGAUUCCCAUUUGACCGUCGUGUCGUAUCUGAAGAGCAGUUCUUGACACCCAACAUGAAGGUUGUGGACCUCACCAUCAAGAACGUGAAACAGAAACCGAUCGAGUGAGAAACGCUUUCAGAUUUUGGCCGGACCACGACCUGCAUUGUCGUAUUCAGACGUGGCCACCUCUGAAGUCCUGCUUCAUUUAACCUGUAUUAUGUGAUCUGUAAAUCAUAAGUUUAUAAUCGAAUCUUGAGAGUAUUUUUCCAUGUUUCCUUCGUGUUUCCCAUAUCAGUUCAUUGAAACUAACUCAUUUUAUGUAACUCGUAUUCCCCAAAUCUGCAUGACACCAUAUCUUAGAUGUCAUAUAUCACCACGGACGCCAUUUCUUCUGCCCUGCGUGGAAGGAAUUCAAAUCCUACCAAGUUUAUGCCUGCCCUUCGAAGACCUUAAACUUAACGAAAUUUUUUAAGAAUUCAUUUUCUACUCUCUGAAAAGAUCGGUACAAAGAUCUGCUGUUUAUUGGUGGCUGCCUUAUGGUCUGGUAGAAGCUUACCGACGUUUCAGAAGCAGCAAGGACCUCUGAAACGUCGGUAAACUUCUACCAGACUACAAAGCGCUACAACCCAGAAGACGACCAUCUUGGAACUCACCGCCGUGAAAAAUAUCAAUUCCUAAAUGUUGUUAAUUUUUCAGGGAAUUAAGCAUUGUUUGUUCUGAGAACCAAACUGAACGUAAAUAUACGUCCUGUGAACGAAAUGGCCGAUUUAUUUAACUCUAAAGCAGGUGGUAUAUUCGGGUACGACUGUACUUGCCUUAAGAUUUAAUACGUCCAGUCCCCAUGCCCUGGUUCUACCUAUUCAGAUGUUCUCACCUGUUUUCGGGUUAUAUUUUCAUGUAAUCUGUUGCCACUUUCACAUUCCGUCCCGUCCUUGUGACAUACUUUUUUUUCUAACACGUUCUUCCUACGCGCCAGCCUUUGUGUGUGUCGUUCUGUGUACUGCUGAAAAUUAUGUAUGUCACGCUGGAAUUAAAAAAACAAAAGUCACUAGCAUUAGCUCUCGGCAAUUUAAUCUGAAAUUUCCCUCUCCAGUCCCUGGUCAGGUUUUGUGGGAAGUUUAUUUCCCCCCCCCCCUGUUGUGACACUUCAUUUUCCUUUAAGGAGACAAAAUUUGUUUUGUAGGGUUGGAAAUCCUGUAGUGUUAAAUGACACACCAUCAACUGAUAAACUGAUUAUGUGCUCUGUAUAAUAUUAGUGUUGCCAACUGUAAAAAGGAAUUUACUCUCAG